Molecule: messenger RNA, 7180 nt
Organism: Entelurus aequoreus (snake pipefish)
Lineage: Eukaryota; Metazoa; Chordata; Actinopteri; Syngnathiformes; Syngnathidae
Gene: pappa2
Product: pappalysin 2
Exons: 59
Coding region: 289-6894 (2201 amino acids)
Molecular function (GO): metallopeptidase activity
Source: RefSeq, a predicted model, not a curated record
GGAGCGGAGCAGAGCAUCACAACUCGCGUUGAGGCAAACGGGCAAACACAGCACUCUCCCCCCCCUCCGAUUUCUCUCUCCAUCCUGGCCUGCGUACAAAACAUGUCUGCUGGGAGAAAUUGACGUACUGGAUUUGUACUUUCGUCAGAACGGCCAUCGCUUCCCAGGCGCAGCUCGAUUGUUUCCUGCGCCAAGAACUGUAAAGACAUGGUCGUUACACCACCGCGUCUGUGAUGAAGAGCAAUCAUCAAGUAACCGGCUAAUCUGCAGAGUUUACUGCUUUCUACAAUGUCCCAGCGAGGCUCCCACAGCCGUGCCAUGAGUUCUGAGGAGAGGAGCUCCGUGACGCUCAACAAGAUCUCCACGCCGGUGCACAAGAGUCCAUCCUCCUCUUCCUCAUCCCAGCGCGACAGCCGGCAGGAGACAGACAGCUGGGAAAUCAUCGAGGGACUGAAAAUCGGUCAAAGCAGCGUCCAGAGGCCAGAUAAACAUGAGGGAUUUAUGCUGAAGAAGCGGAAAUGGCCCCUUAAAGGCUGGCACAAGCGCUUUUUCGUUUUGGACAAUGGGAUCCUGAAGUACUCCAAGUCCCCGAUUGAUAUUCAGAAAGGCAAACUGCAUGGCAGCAUUGAUGUUGGCCUCUCGGUGAUGUCUAUCAAAAAGAAGGCCCGGCGUAUUGACCUGGACACAGAGGAGCAUAUCUAUCACCUCAAGGUUAAAUCCCAAGAUAUCUUUGAUGCUUGGGUGUCCAAGUUGCGAUAUCACCGCCUCUACCGACAGAACGAGAUCGUGCGAUCUCCUCGCGAUGCUUCUAUGAGGACAUUUCCUCCAUCAGCUGUUGCAGAGUCUGCCCAAGCUGCUUCAGGUGUCGGACAUGAGGUUAAGCAGGCUAAACCCAGUAGUUUGCCAUGGCAACCACCAGUCCCCACCAACAGCAGCCUGCCUGGCUCCUACAGUAACGGUCAGAGCAAAGUGGCUGCUUGGCUGCAGGAAUCGGAGGAGAUGGACAAAUGUGCAGAAGAUCUUGCACGUUGCCAGUCCAACCUAACCGAGCUGAGUGGCUUGUUGCAGAGUCUGGAGAUUCUACAAAGGACACAGUCAGCUCCCAACUUUGCAGAUAUGCAGACUGCUUGUGUAGAAUUGUCAAAGAAAGAAAAGCGCUUGAACAGAAGAUGGAGGACAAAAAGUGUCGGCAAAGACGCAAAAUUCCAGCUUCAGGUCCCGCUCUCAUCCAGCAUGUCUCCUGUCCGCCUCCACUCAUCCAACCCUAACCUCUGCGCCGAGUUGGGGGACUUUCAAGCUCCCGUCUCCAGGCUGACAGACAGUGUAGAGUGUUCCAGUGACUACACUAAACUGCAGGAGGAAUUCUGCACCAUUGCCCAAAAAGUCCACACUCUGCUCAAGUCGGCCUUCAACACAGUGGCCAUCGAGAAAGAAAAGAUCAAACAGAUUCUAUCAGACCAGGACCAGUCUGACCCAUCAGCGCAGAUCAACUCCCUCAGGAAGUCUCUGUCACAGGCUGUGUCCCAAAACGCAGAACUGCGAACCCGACUGAAUCGCAUCCACUCAGAGUCUGUCCUGACGGAACAAGUUGUCAGUGUAAACAUCAUCUCCACGCCUGACGAGGUUGUCGAGCAGAUGGGGAUCCCUCUGACUCAGCAGGCCUCUAAUGAGAGUCGACUCUCCAUGUCGGAGUCUGUCUCAGAGUUUUUUGAUGCCCAGGAAGUGCUCCUGUCAGCGAGCUCAUCGGAGAAUGAGGGCUCGGAUGAUGAGUCAUACGUCAGUGAUGUGAGCGAUAACAUCUCAGAGGACAAUGCCAGCGUGACAGACAACGUUUCCAGACAAAGAGUCUAUGACACCUGCUCCCACUCCCUGAGAGUCUACGACACCUGCUCCCACUCCCUGAGAGUCUAUGACACCUGCUCCCACUCCCUGAGAGUCUAUGACACCUGCUCCCACUCCCUGAGAGUCUAUGACACCUGCUCCCACUCCCUGAGAGUCUACGACACCUGCUCCCACUCCCUGAGAGUCUAUGACACCUGCUCCCACUCCCUGAGAGUCUACGACACCUGCUCCCACUCCCUGAGAGUCUAUGACACCUGCUCCCACUCCCUGAGAGUCUAUGACACCUGCUCCCACUCCCUGAGAGUCUAUGACACCUGCUCCCACUCCCUGAGAGUCUACGACACCUGCUCCCACUCCCUGAGAGUCUAUGACACCUGCUCCCACUCCCUGAGAGUCUAUGACACCUGCUCCCACUCCCUGAGAGUCUACGACACCUGCUCCCACUCCCUGAGAGUCUACGACACCUGCUCCCACUCCCUGAGAGUCUAUGACACCUGCUCCCACUCCCUGAGAGUCUAUGACACCUGCUCCCACUCCCUGAGAGUCUAUGACACCUGCUCCCACUCCCUGAGAGUCUACGACACCUGCUCCCACUCCCUGAGUGAGAAGGGCUGGACUGUGGGGAUCAGGACCAGAGACUCUUCAGGCAGCAGAGACGCACGUUUCUACUUCUCACUUCGCACCGACCGAGCACUGAAGCCCACCAGCGUGUUUAGUCCUCAUCCCUACCCAGCCAACACCUGGACUCACCUGGUGGUCACCUACAACGGUCACUACAUGAGUCUCUAUGUGGGUGGAGCCAAGGUAGGAGAAAGUGGUCUCCAGGUGGGAGAACUGUAUAGUCCCUUCAUGAAGACCUGUAGAACUUUCUUCCUGGGCUCCAACCAAUCGGAACGAGGACAAGGUUUCCGAGGUCUACUAGGGGGCGUGGUCUUGUGGGACCAUGCUGUCUCUCACGAAGACCUGAUGAUGCAACCACGCCCAACUAAACCUCCUCUUCUGAUGAUGCAACCACGCCCAACUAAACCUCCUCUUCUGAUGAUGCAACCACGCCCAACUAAACCUCCUCUUCUGGCUUUCUGGGCAGACUUCACUAAUGUGGAGCAGAUGUGGACCCCGUGCAAGGUGGACUUCCAUCCAGAGAUCAUUAUCAGUCCACUUCCUGACGUAGGACUGGUGUCCCCCUUCUUAGCGCCCCCUUGUGGCGUGACGUCCUGUGACAACACGGACAUCAUGUGGGGCUACAACCGUCACUGGCAGCUUCGCUCUCCCAAGCGACUGCGCUACAGGAUCGUCAACCUCUGCCAGGACGACGGCCAGAACCCCACCGUGUCCCGGGACCAGAUCCAGCUGCAGCACGGGGCGCUGAUUGCCGCCUUGGCGCCGUACAACAUCACCUUUGACCUGAGCGUGCUGGCCGUCACCAACUCCAGUCUGAGGCGCAGGUUGAUCCUCAGCAACUGUCACGUGGGCAAGAUAGGAAACGGGCGCUGCGACCCCGAGUGUGACCACCCCAGGACGGGUCACGACGGAGGAGACUGUCUCAGGCCGGGACCUUGUUCCAGCUGGAAGAGACAAGAUGGCCGCUGUCACGCCGAAUGUAACAGCGUCCUCUACGACUACGACGAUGGAGACUGCUGUGACCCUCAGGUGACAGAUGUCCUCAACACCUGCUUUGAUCCACACUCACCUGACAGGGCCUACAUGAGUGUGAAAGAGCUGAAGCAGGAGCUUCACCUGAGUGGCACAGACACGCUCAAUGUCUUCUUUGCCAGCAACUCUGUACGAGAAGAACUAGCCGGAGCAGCAACCUGGCCGUGGGCAAAGGAAGCUCUGACACACCAAGGUGGAAUGGUGCUGAACCCAUCCUAUUUUGGCACAAGUGGCCACCACAACACCAUGAUCCAUGAAAUGGGUCACAUUCUUGGACUGUACCAUGUCUUCAAGGGAGUAAGCGAACGAGAAUCCUGCGACGACCCAUGUCAGGAGACAACAGCAUCCAUGGAAACGGGAGAUCUUUGUGCUGACACGGCACCGACACCCAAGUCCAAAAGCUGCCAUGAUCCUGGAGCUGUGAACGACAGCUGUGGCAUCACCGUCUACCAGGACACACCUUACAACAAUUACAUGAGUUACACAGACGACAACUGCACCAACCGAUUCACUCCCAACCAGGUCGCCAGGAUGCAUUGUUAUGUGGACCUGGUCUACCAGAGGUGGCUGACGCAAGGUUUGCCUGCUCCCGUUCCUCUGGCACCGCUAGUCACCCAGCAGGGUCCAGAUUGGGUUUCCAUCUACUGGCCGGCGCCACUAGGAGGACCACUACAUCAAAGCUCCGCCCCCAACCUGCCUGAAGUCAGCUGUAAGGAAUGCGAGAAAGGUGGUGUCUUCCACCAGUACGCCCAGGAGGCCACCUCCACCUCCACCUCCACCCGCGUGUGUGACACGUCCGGCUACUGGACACCUGACGAGGCCAUUGGCCAACCGGACGUGGAGAAGUUGUGUGAACCCAGUCUACAAGCCUGGAGUCCGGAGCUCAGUCUUUACGACACCAACGUGACCUCACCGUGUCCACAACCGGAAGGCUGCACCCUCACGCUGAAGUUCCGCUACCCUCUCGUCCCACACACACUCACCCUCUGGGUCACCUACAUCUCCGCAAGUAACCCCGCCCUGGCUGACGUGGAGCUGAUCCCAGACGCAGGUGAGAGCAUCCACCUGGGAGCGCAGUACGUCUUCUGUGACACGCCCUUCACGCUGCGCCUGCACGCCCUCCGUGUGGCAGUGAGCGCCGUCAAGCUGAGCACCUUUGACGAGAAGAUGGAGGUGGACGCCGCCAUGUUGUCUUCUGGUCCCGCCAGUCCUCUGUGCUCCGCCUGUUUGCCUUUGCUGUAUCGGGUCCACCGGCGGCCUGCUUGGCGCGGUCCACCGCCGUCGCCUCGGACUCAGCAGACCUUCACGGACAGCAGAAGUGUGGAGAGGGGACAAGAGUACGAGUACGUGGUCCAAGUCCAGGCCGGCGGUAUUCUGAGCAGUCCUUCGCCACCCCUCCUUUACACUCACGGUCAGCCUUACUGCGGCGAUGGCGUCAUUGGAGGGGCCGAGGAGUGCGAUGACGGCAAUCUGCUGGAUGCGGACGGCUGCUCCAAGAAGUGUCUCCAGGAAAGUGGCUUCAACUGCCUUGGGGAACCGAGCCGCUGUUACGUCUUCGAAGGAGACGGCGUUUGCGAGGAGUUUGAACGCGGGUCCAGUGUGCAGGACUGUGGUUAUUUCACACCUUUGGGGUACACGGACCAGUGGGCGGCGAGCGCCUCAGCUUCUCAUCAGGACCCCGUCCACUGCCCCGCCCACGCAGCCACCGGCCAACCAUCAUUCCAGAAGCUCUGCAGGUACCAGUACACGGACGAGAGGGAAAAACUGGCCAGGGAUGCUUGGUUUCCUUGCAAGGCUCCUUCAGACGCAAAAAACGACCUCCAAGAUCCUUUCUGGCUCAAGGUGGGAUUUUUCCACUCCGGAGUGGCUGCUUCAGUUCUGGUCUAUGUGGCCUCAGGUGGAUCCUGGAGUGAAGACCAUCACCACAGGACAGCAACCAUCCUGCUUGUAGAUACCACUGGAAGGAAUCACUCAUUAGGCACACAUAAUCUCUCUUGCCGUCGGAACCCGCUGAUGGUGAACGUGACCCAUGACCUCUCGCAGCCCUUCUUCCUGACAGCGUCUGUCAUCCUCCUCUUGUCCUCCCCCUCUGUGGCCAUCACCGCCAUUACCUUGAGGACUUCCUGCCACUUCAGCACCUUCGCCAAGACCGGAUGUUUGAGGCGGACGUGUCAGAUGGACAUCUGCCAUCCCCCGCAGAUUGAUCACGCCUCCGUCAGGUGUGCGGGAGGGGGGGAGUCUUCCCACUGCUCUGUUCAGUGUCGCCAUGGUUACAGCAUCACCGUCGUCAGCGGGAGGGACGUCCCGCCACACCAGAGCAAGACGAAGAUGGAGUGUUUCCAAGGACUUUGGGACCGUGUGGUCCUCUGCCAGACUGUGGACUGUGGUCUUCCUGGUCCCUCUCACGUCUACCACGCCAUCUUCACCUGUCCCUGGGGGACCACCUUUGGCAGACAGUGCUCCUUCACCUGUGGACCUCCUGCCAUACUUCAAGGUGACAGCGACCGGUUGGUGUGUUUGGAGGACGGACUGUGGUCUUUCCCGGAGGCGUAUUGUAAGAUCGAGUGUUCCGAGCUGCCCAAGGUCCUCAAUGCUAAGCUACUAACUGCCGAGUGUUUGGCUCCGAGUCACCCUGUUGGCACCGUGUGUCACUACAAAUGUCAACCAGGGUUCUACCAGGCAGGCAGCGUCAACAACACCCAAAGGAAGUACCUGAAGUUGGAGUGCCAGGAGGGGGGGCAGUGGGGGGGUGGCAGGUGUGAACCCACAUCGUGCCCACCUUUACCUGAUGUGUACCAGGGCAUGUUCACCUGUACCAACCACUUCUUCUACGGCAGCACCUGUACCCUGCAGUGUCCUCAGCCAGCAGAACAUAGCGUGAUUAAGUGCACUAAAGAUGGAAAAUGGACAGAAAACUUUUCUAUGUGUUCCAACAUCAAAGGAUUUUGUUCUUCUCCUCCUCAACUUCAUCAUGUCGAAUAUUUGUGUAGUGAAGGAACUCAUGUUGGUUCUGUGUGUUCCCCUUCUUGUGUUCUGAGUCCAGACAUGGAUCUUCAUGACCCAGUUCUGUUGCCUAGCAACACGACACCUGCUUCUUUGACACACUGGAUGCUUCCUGUCAAAGUACAGAAGAUGGUGUGCACGGGGAAGAAGAGGUGGUUCCCAGACCCUGCCAGGAUUUACUGCAUCCACUCCUGUGAGCCUUUUGGUGGAGAUGGGUGGUGCGACACCCUCAACAACCGCGCCUACUGCCACUAUGAUGGUGGUGACUGCUGCCCUUCCACUCUCUCCUCCAGGAAGGUGGUCCAGUUUGGGGCCGACUGCAACCAGGACCAGUGUACUUGCCUGGAUCCUCAGGCCCAGGAGAACCUAAGCAAGAACCUGGAAGGAAUCCAAUAGUUGGAUCAACGUCUACAAAUAUUAUAAACAAAUUAAAUGUUUUUAUAUUUGGGGACAUUCUUGUAAAAAAAAAGUACUAGCAUCAUUGCUAAUGUAGAAACUCAGAAGUUUUUAACCCCGCUAUUAACGUUGAAGUUUGAUGGAUAUUACUGAUGUACUGUGCAGCAAUACUACUAUAUUAUACUAUGAAGUAUUAUACUAUGAAGUAAUGUUCUUUUAGUGAUGUACUGUGCAGAAAUACUACUAUAUAUUACUAUGAAGUAUUAUACUAUGAAGUAAUGUUCUU